AUGUAUGUCCAACGGGAGGUGUUUGGUGAUGAAGUGAAGGCUUUAUCAAGGGAAUUGUCAGUUGGCAAGAGUAGUCCAAUAUAUAAGCUUGAUCCCUUUCUUGAUUCUGAGGAUGGCUUAUUGAAGGUUGGAGGUAGGAUAAGAAGGUCUGAUAUUCCACAGUCUGCCAAACAUCCCAUACUGUUACCAAAGAAGCAUCAUGUGACUACAUUGUUGAUACGACAUGAGCAUGAAUUAUUAGCUCAUUCAGGUAGAAACCAUGUUCUCUCAAAUCUAAGGCAGAAGUAUUGGAUCAUCAAUGCUAAUGCAACUGUCAGGAAAGUGUUAUUUCAUUGUGUUACUUGCAGGAAGUUGAAAGAACCAGCUUUGAGUCAAAAGAUGGCUGAUCUUCCAGCAGACAGAUUGGAACCUUCAACACAAUUCAGUAAUGUUGGUAUUGACCUCUUUGGACCCUAUUACAUCAAGGAAGAAUGA
This is a messenger RNA of Macrobrachium nipponense, 474 nucleotides long. RefSeq lists its product as uncharacterized. The record is from RefSeq and is a predicted model, not a curated record. The transcript has a single exon. NCBI's taxonomy places the organism in Eukaryota, Metazoa, Arthropoda, Malacostraca, Decapoda, Palaemonidae. Bases 1 to 474 code for a protein of 157 amino acids.